GUUGUAUCCCCAUGUAUAUGGUAAACCCGCAUGAUCCCUAAAUAAUUAAACUGUUUCAAUUUUAGACUUCGUUCGAAUAUAACUGAAAUCAUCGAAGUACAAAGUUGUGGCUUUGUCUCCCAUAAAGUGGCGCUCUCUAUUCAUAGGGCUCCCCCUACCGGUGAUGUGACGGCACUGCUAGCUUUGCUGCAGCCACCCCUGAAUAACUCAUGAUCAGGAUUACAUUUUGAUUAUUUUUAUUCACAUCUAAGUAGUAGGACGAAAGCAUGGAGGACAUUCACACCCAAGGCAUCUGGAUGGCUGAAAGUCUCCAGAAGAGGACGAUGAGCCAAGAAAAAAUAUGGCUGGUUAUCACUCAUAUUGGAGAUCCCAAAGCAGCCUUUCUGCUCGUCUUUCCUUUCGCAUAUUUCUUCAGCAAACGAGCUGGAGUAGCUGUGCUUUGGGUAGCAGCUAUAUCGGAGUGGUUAAACUUGGUGUUUAAAUGGAUGCUGUUUGGAGAAAGGCCAUUCUGGUGGAUAGGGGAAUCACGUCUGUUUGUCAACAGAGAACCAAACGUUCUCCAGUUUUCCUCAACAUGUGAAACAGGCCCAGGGAGUCCGUCGGGACAUGCAAUGGUGACGGCAGCAGUCUGGUGGGUCGUGGUGUCCACACUGGGGUCCUUCCUGUACUCACGGACUCACAGUGUGGUGUUAUCGGCUGCUCCCUACCUGCUGUAUGUGGUGAUGCUGGUGGCCGUUGGAAUGUCCAGGAUCUUCAUCCUCGCCCACUUCCCUCACCAGGUCAUCGCUGGCUCCAUCACAGGCUUCAUUCUGGGGGUGGUCCUGAGUCGCAGAGUACCUGAAGGUCGCCCCCUGCUGUUCUUCUUCAGCUUCAGCAUGGGCCUGCUGCUCGGCACUCUGUUGCUGCAUGCUGGACUGCAGCAGCUGGGAUUGGACCUCUCCUGGUCUAUUACUUUGGCUAAGAAGUGGUGCAGCCGUGCAGAGUGGAUCCGUUUGGACACGGCCCCGUUCUCCUCUCUGACUCGAGACUGCGGGGCCCUCCUGGGUUUGGGGCUGGCCCAGUACUGGAAGCCUGGAGGGUGGUCUCUGCCCUGGGCCCCCCGGGCUCUGUCUCUAGCCAUUUCCUCUAUGGGACUGUACCACGUCAACCGUCUGCCCCUCCCGGUGCGACCUCAAGGCCUCUUCUAUAGCCUGUUCUUCAUCAAAUUCGUCAUUGUGCCUCAGGUUGUCAUAGUGCUGGUGCCCGGACUGGUUUACCUUUUCACGCACAAAAAGAAGAAGGACUAGAAACUACAAUAAGGACUUUAGAUUCUAGGUUUCUGGAGGCACCUUUAAUGUCUGUCUAUUUUCAAAUUCAUGGUUGUGUUAGAUACUCCAAAUUAGUUUUUGUUCUCUUAUAAUUCACAUGGCAUGAGUCUUCAGGUUGUUACUUCAUGCUCCUUCAUUCUUGGCUUUCAUUUUACUGAAUUCUUGGGGUUGAAUCUGAUUUGAAUUCUCUUCACAUUUGCAGUGAAUACAGCAAUAAUAAGUGUUGAUAAGGUGGUAUUAGGCCUCAAAUAAAAUGUUACCUGACUUUGAAACCUAAUUUGGCGGGGUCUGGCUCUUGAUGGUUACCAGGCUGUAGAAAAACCUCUUGUUGAUCCUUUGCACUUAAAGAUUAGGCCAAGGAAAAUAUCUGGUGAAUCAGAAAAUGUUUUUCUUCGUGAAAGUCAGGACCAUUGUUCAUGAAAAUACUAGACAUGGUUAAAACAGCCAAGAAACUUCAAACCUACAAUCAUUGAGACUUUACAAUCUUCAAGAACAUUUAGAAAUGGUUAAUGUUACCUAAGAAAGGUCAAAAGGGUUUAUCAAUGCAUUCCUAUAACAAUGCAGCAGAAUCUGAAAUACCUUCUUUGUUUAUUCUACACUCUCCGUCCCUGUCAAACCAUAGACUGUAUAUAUAGUCAAAACCUGGUGCAUAUAUUACCCACAAUGCAAUUCAACCACCAACAGUUUGCUUCAGACAUUCAGGUGUGCUAUGCUAGCAACGGCAAAUAUAGCCUCAAGCCAUUAGCCUACGUCACUUGAGGGAGUUAAUCAUAUUUUGCGCGGCUCUGUUGAUAGUGAACAGACUUUGAUGUGUAAAAUAAGUACACCUAAAUGUUUGAAAGUCCACAAUGUUAGGUAUAAGGUAACAUUCUGUGCACAAUUAAACAUUAAGACUUAAAUUGAUCAUAUCUAGGGGAAAAACACCAUAUUUGGGCCAAAAAGGUGCUGCUACUUUGGUUGAAAGGUCAAAGAUGAUUGAACACUAUAAGACAUGUAUCUCUGGGAGUCACAUUGCACAGGUUGGUACUCUGUCGUCACACUGCUGUUACAUUUAGUUUUGUGGACCAAAAUCCACCAAAUUAUCCGUGUAUGUAAUAUACAAUUAUUCAGUAAAAUAAACGACUGACAUGCAG
Gymnodraco acuticeps is the source of this 2440-nucleotide messenger RNA. It is a transcript of the gene g6pc3, whose product is annotated as glucose 6 phosphatase, catalytic, 3. Bases 267 to 1286 code for a protein of 339 amino acids. The record is from RefSeq and is a predicted model, not a curated record. Gene Ontology annotation, cellular component: membrane. Gene Ontology annotation, biological process: glucose 6-phosphate metabolic process; gluconeogenesis. Gene Ontology annotation, molecular function: glucose-6-phosphatase activity. NCBI's taxonomy places the organism in Eukaryota, Metazoa, Chordata, Actinopteri, Perciformes, Bathydraconidae. The transcript is spliced from 6 exons.